Molecule: messenger RNA, 2677 nt
Organism: Humulus lupulus (European hop)
Lineage: Eukaryota; Viridiplantae; Streptophyta; Magnoliopsida; Rosales; Cannabaceae
Exons: 3
Coding region: 1635-2555 (306 amino acids)
Source: RefSeq, a predicted model, not a curated record
GGGUCUUGUUAGUCAAAUAGGGCAUAAGCCCAAGCCUACAAACAUACACAUUCAUAACAUAUUCAUAACAUAUCAUAACAUAAUACAUAAGAUAACAUAAGCAAUACACAUAUAGAUUCUAUCCUAUUUUCCUUACCAAAGUUACCGGAAUAUGAUAGACUGAGUUGGGACUUUUUGGAACACUCCUAAAACCAUAUGAGAAAGAGUGAGUCUUGUGAAGAAGAAGAAAUGAAAAGGAUGGAAAGACUAAACCAUUGAAAAACAUACUUACCGAAACUUAUGUGUUUAAGAACUUGGAUUCCCUAACCAAAAUAAGAAUGAGGUUAGGAGACUGAGUAGAAGGUUAUGAAAGAGGAAAUAACAUAAAGCAAAUGAACUAAAGUUUUGGUUUACCUCAAAGACUUGAAAGACCAAUCUAUACCACAACCGAAAUACUAUAGAACCUCACUUCCCAAAGUGUUUGAUAAGCUUAUGAUGUUUAAGCUUAUGAUUUCCCAAACCAGGUGUUUACACUCUCACACUCACUUAGCACUAGCAGCUUCUGAACUUAGAGUAAAAGGUGAAUAAUGGCUGGGUACUAGGUCCUAUUUAUAGAGUUUGGGAAUGAAAGUAUCUUGAUUUUACUUGAAUAAAAAUAAUGGCUUUUUAGGUGAAAAUCAUUUGAAUAAUCGUUCAGCAGAGGCUGAAGACUCGUUCAAAAGAUGUUGGACUUAUGAAGAAGUUUGAAUGGCUGAAAGGAAAAGAAUUCAAAAAUGUUUGAAUUUAUGCUGGAGGAGGCGAUAUAUCGCCCCCUGUAGGCGAUAUAUCGCCUGGGCCAGUAUGCCCGAGGCGACCGUGCAUCGUCUCGUGUUUUCCGUAUCUACGUGCUGCGAUAUAUCGGCACACGCUGAAUAUUUAAACACGAAAUUACACAUUUUUAGCUAAGUUUGAAUGGAGUAAACAGCCUUGACUAAGCCUUCAACGUAUUCAAAGCUGUUGACUGACCCUAUACAUUCAAACUUUACCCUUAUUUAAUUUAAUCCUCAAAAAUACUUAAUCCUUAAUUACCCAUUCAUAACAUGUGCUUAAAAUCCUAUUGGUUGAUAUCUAAACCUUAUAAUAUAACAAAUAUUAUCCUUAAUAUCAGUCAUAUAAUCAAACCUUAGGAUAUACUUAAUAUUCUUAAACUAAAGGUUAAACUUAGAAAAUCUAUAAGUACUACUAUGAGUGUCCAAAUAAUCCCCGGUCUGAACCAAAAAUCCACAGUAACAAAGAUAAUACUAAACAUACUAUAAUACUACUAUCUAUCUUAGCUAAGUAAAGUUCUUGGACUUUACAAUCUCGUCCAUCGUCACCGAAGUGAUCCGGACCUGGACACAACCCUGCUCCACUGCGUGGAUCGGCUCGUGUUGGACUACCAAGAUAGCCGACCUAGGGGUACCGUAGUAGUAGAUAACACCCUAGCCUUUAGGUCGAUCCUAUUCGAGGAGUAUGGGACCAACCUCCGCUCAUGGCCAUCACUCCGGAGGGGUAUCUUAGCUCCGGGGCUUAGGCAAUAUGUAGGAGAAUCUAGCCCUAAGUCAGACCCGGACCCAGAACUUGUGCCAGUUCGGGAAGUAAUCGUCUUAGGUUCUUCUUCCAGCUCGGGGGAAGAGAUGUCUCAGUCCGAGGAGAGCCUGCGAGGCGCAGUCUUCGGGGGGAACCCCUCAGCCGGGCCAAGAAUGAAAAGGCUCCGGGCAUCCAAGAGCGCCGCUGGGGUCUCCACCAACUCUCCGGCAAAGGAGAAGGAGAAAACCCUGGCAGACCAGGUCGCGAGAGCGAUUCUUCAUGCUGGAGGAGCAGGCCAAAUGCCUCCACCACCUCCGCAAGCUCCAGCCGCCACCCAGGACGCAGGAACGGAGCUCGGGACUUCAGCCAUGGUGGCCUCCGAUGUACGCAUCCCAGUCAAUCCCCAGGACCUGGAGAAGAUCCCAGAGGCCUUCCGGGGAACGAUGUAUGAGUCGGCAAACUACGCCGUCAGCCAUAUAUACAAGUUCACCGAGAAGGAACUCCGGGCUAUUGAGACAAUGAGCCUGGUUGGCGUAAUGGAGUCUUCAAUGGGCAUGACCCUAACGGGCGUCGUCGCUCUUCACCGGAGCAUCAUCAGGGCGAAAACUCAGCUCGAGGAUAUGAGGACCGAGCACCAGACCUCUCUUCAGGAGGCUAAGGCGACUAAAGAUGCCUUGGUGACCUCGAAGGCCGAGUUGGAGAAGACCCGCUCAAGGGUCCAAGAGCUCGAGACCUCCCUUGCCACCUCGCGGACAGACCUCGAGGCUGCGAAGACUGAGAUCCAGGCCGCCCUGGAGGCCGAACGGACCACUUCGAAGCAGUCCAUGGAAGAUCUGUUCUAUCACUGCUGGGCCUACAACCCGGAGGCUGACUUUUCUUUCAUGUCACCAAGUCUUUGGGCGCGCUUGCUGGUGAAGUUCCAAGCUCGCCUUGAGAAAGAGGCGCCGCCUUCGGAAACUGGGGAAGGCUCUGGCGCGGCGGAGCAGGGUGAGACAGCGACCUCCCAGGGGCCAUCUGACGGAGCUUAGGGCGUUUUUUCUCUUUUUCCCUUGAAUAUUUUUAAGUAUUUUUUUUUAUGUAACCUUUGCAUGAGGUGUUUUCACCUCGAGACAAUUUUCUUUGACGUUUUUAAUUUACGCUUUUUCAUGCC